Molecule: messenger RNA, 9584 nt
Organism: Stegodyphus dumicola
Lineage: Eukaryota; Metazoa; Arthropoda; Arachnida; Araneae; Eresidae
Product: multiple PDZ domain protein-like
Molecular function (GO): protein binding
Source: RefSeq, a predicted model, not a curated record
UAUUUAUUUUUUUUUUCGCUUUUCAUGCUGAAUUGUCAGUCUGUAUAGUUACCCCCAAGCUUUUGCUUUAGGUGACUGACAGGGGCCUUACAGACCUUCACCUGCUCAUCUGUCUGCAGAGAGGCACCAUCAAGUACAGGCUCCUUUCCAGGGGGCAGGUUGCAUUUUCGAUUUGGUUGCUGGAUUAUAUUAGAUUCCAUUGAGGCUAACUGACUAUGAAUAGUGAUAACCAGCUGUUUUUGCUGCUUGUAGCUGAUAAAGUUAAUUCAAUAAAUGAGCUGAUCAAGGACAACUUGGCUACAGAUUUACACCUGCAGCUUAAAGAUAGGCAGCUUCAGUGUUAAAAAAUGAAGAUGGCCCAAUAACAUUUUUAGUCGUGAAUUCACACAAACCAGCUGCAAGUCCUAUGCACAAUGAUAUAAACCAUGACAAAAGGCCUCGAAACAGUUUAGGACCAUUCCCGGAAAGCGAUUUUAGCAAAAGUUCUACACCGUCGCCUCUGUGUCCAUCACCUUCUUCCAACAGUGUUUCUCCAAAUCUGCCAUUGCCAGCAUGUCCUAUUCCACCACCUGCAGAGUUUUCAGAUUCAUCUGUCAUACUAGAUGCUGUUGGGACUGAGAUGGUUGUUGAUAUUCACAGAGAAAAAUCAGGUUUAGGGCUUGGCAUAGUUGGUGGAUCUGAUACUCCAAUAGGUUGUGUUGUAAUCCAUGAAAUUUAUGCAAAUGGAGCUGUAGCCAAAGAUGGAAGAUUAAAACCUGGUGAUCAGAUUUUAGAGGUUAAUGGUCAUGAUAUGAGACAUGCUACUCACAUAGAAGCCAUCAAUGCACUCCGACAUUCUGUUCCUGUUGUUACUAUUCGUGUUUAUAGGCAUAAAGAAACCAAAGAGAAUUCAUCUCUGAUUGAGUUAAAUGUUCAGCUGUAUAAGAAACCUGGCCGAGGUUUGGGACUUAGUAUUGUUGGAAGAGAAAAUGCUCCUGGAGUAUAUAUUUCAGAAGUAAUAAAAGGAGGUGUAGCAGAUAUAGAUGGUACAUUAAUGGAAGGAGAUCAAAUUUUAGAAGUAAAUGGCCAAAAUUUACGAGAAGCUAACCAAGAACUGGCUGCUAUAUUAUUGAAAACCACAGUAGGAAAUAUUAACAUGAAAAUUGGAAGACUGAAAUGUGAAACAAAUCUUCCUCCUAAAAGGUCAAUGCACUGAAUAUUACUUUUAUUAUAUGUACAGCACCCAAGUACCUUACCAUGGAAGAAAUCCUGUGACUAUGCAAUGUGUACCAAUUUGCAUCACAGUGCAGAAUAUGUAUUGCCGAUUUUAGAUCACCCUAUUAUUCAAGGACAUUUUAUUAUACAUCUGGUAAAUGAGUGUUUUCUAUGUCAUAUAUAUAAAAAUAUUGUUGAAAUACAUCAGAAAAUGCUCUAUCCAGGUUGAAUAAGAUGAGAGAAAAUGCAGAAAAAUAUUUAUUUAUUGUAUAAAUGUUAAAAUCAUCUUUGUAUUAUGUUUGUCUUUUUAUGAAAUGAAAGUUUUAAAAUCUGUGAAACAGAUUUACUGAAAUAUGCAAAAUAGUUGUUUCCUUCAGAAUAAUAAUUGAUGCAAGGACCUUUUAUAUAUUCUUUAUGAUGUGUCAGUGCGAAGUAUGCAUUGAUAAAAAAAGUAUUACAUUGGAGUGUAAUAAUAGGACUCAUCUCUUCUAUAAUGGGGGUAAUAAAUGAAUUCCAAACUGAGUUAUCUUUUAAAUAAAUAUUCUAAAAAAAUAAAGCAUACUGUGUGCCCCUUCCAUUAAGCUAAAAAGUUUUAUAUUGGUAUUAGAAACAUUCCUGUACUUUACUUUAAAUAAAAAAGUAUCCAGAUACUAAAUAUAUAACAGAUAAAAACAUCAGUGUGAGUAUUGCCUAUUGAGAAGUUAAAGUAAGUAUUAUUAAAAUGUAAUGUUUGAAAAUAAAAAUAGCAUACAUAUGAAAAUAAUUUCUCACUUUCCUUUGAAAUGUUGUAGAUAUUGUUGCUCUCUCAGUUUACUUAUAUGUUGCAUUUUGGAUAAGUUUUAUUUAUAAUCAUUGUAGAACAUCCUUUUCAAACAGCAUCGGUUUCCUGAUUUAUAUAUAAACAGUGAUUGCUAAGAAGCUGCUUGAGUAUAAUUUUAAAAUGUUAUUGGUAUGCACAAAGUAACUUGUAUAAUAUAUUCUUACUUUUAUCGCAGCUAUAGAAUUAUGAGAAACAUUUAUUUAUAUUUUAAGUAGUUUGUUGCAUUUAAAUGCAUAAUGUAGUAAAAUUUUAAAAUAACGUCAAUAACUAAAAAGAAGGUAAGAAAACUUUUUGUUGUUUGACUUCUAAAUUAAUAAAAAGAAGGUCUAAACAAAGUAUUUGGGCUUGUGCUCCCAUUUUUUAAGUUGAAAUUUUAGCAGGUUUUUGAGCUGAAUUACAAUUAAUGUAAUGCAUUCUUGAAUAUUUUAGGUUUAUAUCAUAAACCUGGUGAGUGUUAAUGAUGUAAAUAUGUUAUGUUGUAAUCAAAGUUAUAAUACUGUUUCGGUAGAUAGAAUGAUUUCGGCAUGGGUCUUAAGAUUAUGACUUUAUUCAAGCAUUUAUUUAUACUUGAUUUGAAUUCUAAAGAACAAGCACAUAAAUUCCUUAUAUGUAAUUUUUAAAAUUUUAUUUAAAUUUUGCUUAAAUUAAAUCUCAUUUCAUACAUAUGUGUUGCUGUGAAAAUAAAGCUUUUUUGUGAAGCAGAGAAUUUAGAAUUUUGAGAGGCUUUAAAAGAAGCAUUCAAACACAGUUUUCAUGAAAAAAAAGUAUUUUUAAAAUUACCUCAUGGUUUCAAAACUAUGAUUCAAAUUUUGUAAGAAACUGUUAAUCUAACUGUUGAUAUUCACAUUAAUUAAUCAUUUUUUGGAAUAUUAAUAAUGACUCCCUUAUUUUCAUAUUGAAUUAAUCUUCUGCUGUGUGAUAAAUGUAACUAAAAUAGAGUGAAAAUCUUUUGACAGAAAAUAACAAUUAUAAAUUAAAUUUUGAGUAAAGGAUAUUUUUGGGGGGGGGUAAAUGUGUAGGUGUAAAAGUAAUUUAAUCUGAUAAUAUAUUUGAUGACUUCCUGGGAUAUGUCAUUGUUUUUCAUGUAUAUUAAUCAUUUUGAAAAUCAAAACUUCUUUAAAAGGAAGAUAAUGAUGAAAAUUUUAUUUAUUAUUUUAUGAAAUACAUGUUGUGACUAAAGGAUGUUCUCUAAGUAAAUAUUAAGUGUGUAGUUAAAUGAUAGAAUUUUUUUUUAACUCUCCUCCUUUAAGUCAUUCUAAAUGGUUCAUGUGAACUGGAAUCAAGCAGUGCUGACAAAAUUUUGUUCUAUAAGUAAAAUAUUUGUAUGACAGUUGCAUAAAUGUUAUUUAAUUUAAAAUUCCCUGUUCCAUUUUGCUCUUCAAAUUUUACAGCAUAAAAAUUACUCUUUUAACUUUACAUAUGCUAUAAAAGUAUAAGUAAAGUUAAAAGAACUAAUGAGAUUGAUUCAUGGAUAGAAUUAUUUUCAUAAUAUUCUGUAAACUUAAAGAAGUGUUUGUUAUGCAUUUCUGAUUAUUUCUUAGAACAUAGUUUCAGUAAUGAAAAUAUUGAUAAUAUUUUUAAAUAUUAAAAAUGAAUUACAGUAAAUGUUAGCUAAAAUAAUUUUAAUAUUAAAAUGAAUUACAGUAAAUGUUAGCUGAAUGCAUGGGUUACAUCAUUAACACAUCGCACAUACGGGAAAAUCGUAUUCCACAAAGUUAACUUUCUGUGGAAAAAGUAGAUUAGAUGUAAUUCAGACUAAGAAAAUGUAUAUAAUUUAUAGAAACUAAAAAUUAUUAAAAUUAAAAGAAAAAAAUGAAACAUAAGUAAAAUGAAAAGAUUUCUGUUACUGCUUUAAAAAAAUAUGUGAAACAAAUAUUUUUUAAUAACUGAUAUUUUUGCUGAGGAAAAUGUCUGAUGCAACUCGUUAAACAUUUUGCAGUAAAGAAUGCAAAGUUUUUCAAUACCUCUUAUAAAGUAUCCUCUCAUUUCUUCACGUGGGUCUAUCUCCAUUACAAAAUCAGACACUUUCAGUGCUUUUUUUAACAAUUCAUAUAACUUGUUGUAGUUAAAGAUUCUUUAUCGUCAUCAAUAUCACUGUUUUUGUUUCAAUAUUAUAAGAUUAUUCUUCAUUUGCCAUUUCAUGAUCAUCAUUUUCGAUUAAUUCUUAGAUUCUCUUCUGUUUCUGAAAAUCAUUUGCUGCCUAUUGCUUCUGCAAUUUGUACAAUUUCCUUGGCUUAAUUUUCAGUUGCUGGGAGUCCUUUAAAAUUGUUGGCAACUUCUGUCGGGAGUUGAUGCCAGCAAGCAUUCUUCACUUGUUGAGUAAAAGUUUAAUCAUUUCUGUGCAGUGUCUUAUGUUGAAUUGCUUUCAGAAUGCCAUUAUUGUGUUGUGCUUUCCUUUGUCUAGUGCUUUAUUUACAGAGAUGUAAACAUGCCUGACAUAAUAUACUCUGAAUGUUUUAUGAUCAUUGGUUUAAUUGAGGAAGUGAUAUUCAGUGGAAGGAAUAAAACCUUUACAUUUUGUUGUGGUGUUGUGAGGGCUUCAACACUGUUAUCGUGUAUUAUGAUUAGGAUAUUUUUAAAACUCAUUAUCGUGUAUUAUGAUUAGGAUAUUUUUAAAACUCAGGUUUUGCUGUUCUAAGCAAUGUUUGAGUGAGUCUUCAAAUCAGUCAUUAAGAGGACUGUCACAGCGCAGGCAUUUGACUCAUUUUGUUUUCUGCAGCAUACCGCAUAUAAUUGAAAUUCUUGUACUGGGCAGAUUAAAUGGAGACAAAUAAGAUAACACAUAUACACAAAAUCAUGUGCCACAAAUCUGCUUUCAGCAAGGAUUUACUGUGUAGUCCAUUUUUAAGUAGAUCACGAUUUUGAAAAUCCUACUCUAAUAUCACAUAAGUAUUGAAGAGGAAAUUUUCUGAACAUUUUAUCCUGUUUAGUGUUGUACUAAUAAUGUUUUUAUGUAAAUCAUGUUAUAUUUUAAAGUUUAUAGAUAUUUCACAUUUUCAUUUUUUAAUGCAUCUUAACUAAAAUAAUUAUCCGUUCUUAAAGAACUUGAUCAAAAAGUAUCAAAUACACAGAACAUGACUUUAAAUUGGAAAGUAAGCUGAUGUGUCUAAAUUUUAUGUCAUAGAUGUUUAAGUUUUACAAAUGGAAUCAGCAAGUAAUAACAAAAGUGUUUUAUGUGUUUCUUGAUGACUUUUUUUGAUUCAAAUAUGUUAUACAUAUUAGAGAUAAUUAAGUGCAAAAUAAAUAUUUAAACUGAAAUUUAUUGAACUCGAUAUUAAAAACUUAAUCAUUGAUUAAUUUGAAUAAUUAUUUCUGAAGGAGUAAGGAAGAAAAGAUUAAGUGUUAAAUACAAUUACCAUUGAUUAGUUUUGAUUUCAUAAAUAUUGUCAAAUGUAAAAAUUGGCUGGGAACAAAAUGUGAAUACCUAACUAGAAUUAAUUGGGGGGGGGGAAUUAACUUGAAUUAUAAUAAUUGUAAUGAAAGAAAAUUUGAAAUAAUAUAGAAGUAAUAUUUAUACAGCUUGUUUAUAGCUCUUAUUUUGUAAUGGCACUUUAAAAUUUACUUUACUGGGACAUUAAAUACUAAGUACAGUUAUGAUAUUAAGAAAGAUAAGAUUUGAAGAAUCUAGAAGUAUCUGUCAAACAUAAAUUCAUUUGUUUAAAAUGAUUAAGUAUGUGUAUUGUGUGAAACUUUUGACAGUAUCUUUGGAAUGUAAUUGUUUUGUUUAGUUAUUGGAACUUAAAUUAAAAUUUAUGCCUAAUAUUUUAUUGCUUUAAUUUGACAUGUAAAAAUGUGAUUCUUUGAUAUUGAUGUAAAUGAAAUAAUGUAUUGCCAGAAGAAAAAAAGCAAAUCAGAGAUAAUUUUACUGGACUUAAGGUGCAGACAAUGGUAAAUGUAGAAAAUAUUAAAAAUAUUUAAAAGAUACCUUAAUAUAUAUUUUGCUGUUAUAAAUUUUAUUUUCAAGCAAUUCUGUACAAAAUGAAUAUUGUUUUUUGAUAAUUUUGUUGUGUAUUGCGUGUAUAAUGUUUUGUGCAUUAACAUUUUUUGUAUAAUGAGUCUUGCUAAUAUGUAAUUGCAAAUAAUUUUACAGAAGACUACUAACUAACCAGGGACAAAACUUACGGUUAACCCAAAAUGAUGAUUAACCCAAAAAAGUACAGGAAAAUUUAGCAGUUCAUGCUGUUGUUAACAGAAAAAUAGUGCAAAAAAUUAUUUGUAGUAAUUUUCAGCAGUUUAAUUUAAAGAAUAAGUUCUAUGCAAAUUUAAUCAAAAUUUAAGAUUCAAGAACACACUUCAAAACAGAAAUAACUAUGUUUUUAUUUUCAUAGUCUUCUAGGAAUCAUUGAAAAACAGAAGAUUAAUGGCUCUAUACUAUGCAUUAUUAAUAAUCAUAAUUCUUAAGUUAAUGUGAUAUAAUCUGCUAUCACUGCUAUUAUCUCAAGUAUUUCCUUCUCCUUUCUGUAUUUCUUGCAAAAAUUUUGCAUUACUUUGAUUGUUUGAGAUAGCAGGUUUUCAUCAUUCUGCAAUAAACAAACUGUCCUUAUUUUUAGCUAAGGUUCAGGUAAUCUGUAACCCAGUUAAUAAAUCCCCGGUUAAUUGGAAGUUGAUUGUAUAACAUUGGAAUUUAUUGUAUUUAAAUAAAUUAUACAAAUUUACUUACCUUAUUGUAAUUGAAUAUAAAAUGGAAAUGUGAAAAACAUUCCUAUAACUUUUUUCAAAGAUAUUUCAAUUAGGUAGCAUUUAAUAGGUUGUAUUUUACUUCCAAUAUAUUACAUUUAAACUCUGUAAAAUGUAAUUAGAUAUAUUUCAGAUUUUAGCCUGACUGCAUACUGAAGCAAAUAGUUUUAUAUGUAAUAUUUAAAGCAAAAAUGUUGCAAUCAGUGAUGGAUAUCAAAUAAUUGUAUAUAAAGUAUGUACUUAAUGGGCUGUUUUACAUAUAUAUUUUAUGUAUGAAUGCAUGAUGGAUUUUUUAUACAGUUACUGCAGUACUAGAUCAAUUUACUGUGGUUUUUUAUUGGAUUACCACUCAUUGUAUUUUACAGCAUUCCUUAGCACAUAACAGAGUUCUAAACUUAUUUUUUCUUGCUUGCACAUUUAUUUGUUAUUUACUAUUACAGCAUAUUCUAGAAAAUGCUGCUGAAAGAGUAUUUUGCCUAUAGAAAGGUGCUUUUCACAUUUAUCUGCUAUGUACAUUUAAGACCGUUUAAGUGUAAAUAACUGUUGGAUGUAGAAAAAUUUUGAACUUAUGCAACAAGCACUCUUUAAAUUGCACAUGCUUUUGAGAGAUGGUGCAUCUUUUCCAUUUUUGUAUACUUUGUUGUUAAUAAGAGGAAUAUUAGGGCAUAUAUAUAUAUAUAUAUAUUCUUAGCUAAAGCAAAGCAGAGUUAUAAAUAGGUUUGUGUUUAUUUUUUCUCUAAUAAGACUAACUAAGUAAUUUUUGACAUUUAAGUAUUGACGAUAUGCAUUAAAAAUUCUUUAGAUCUGUGUUUUAACUAUAUUUGCUACAUAAUUUGAAUAGAGUUAUGAUUUGUGAAUUUUAAAUCAUGUGGAUUUAAAAUUCCUUUUUAAUGACAGUGUUUUUGGGCACAGUGGAAGCUUGUUUAAUUCUACUGCAUUGAAUAACCAUAUGAAGGAAUGACUCUUCAGCAUUGAAUGAUUUACAUUAUGGAGGCAAUUAGAUUUUUCAUAUUUAAAGAAAUGCAUUAUACAUUUUAAUGUCUUUAUACAUUUGAAUGAGCAGUAUAAGUAUGGAAGAAAUUGCUCAGAUGUAUGUAAUCCUUGCAGUAGUGAAUUUUUCUUCAUAUAGACGUCUAAAAUUUUAUUAAUUUGAGAUUAGGCAAAUAUGCCUUAGAUCGGAUAUAAUACAAAUUCUUACAACCAAUAUAUUUCAUUGCAUUAUGGGUUUGUGUGAUGUAUGAGAUCUGCCUCAUUCUGCGUGGCUUCAGAAGCUUUAGCUAAAUGUUUAAAGGUAAAUGAGCAUUUGACCACAUUUUAUGCAAGAAUGGAAUAUAUUACAUUAAAGGUGAAUUGAAUUCUAAUCCAUGUGUUAAGUUAAAUCAUAUUCAGUUACUAUGAAGAAUAAAUAUUUUUUUAAUUUAAUUUUCAUAUGGUUUCAUUGCGUGAAAUGUUACCUAAAACACAAGUAUUUUUUUGUUAUUUUUUCAUUGCAUCUGUCAUGCCAGUAUGAGUGAAAACUGAAGGUAGAGCACUCUUUUUAAAAGGAUGGAAAUUACUCCUUGUUGUGCUAGAGAUAUCGGUUUUGGAUCUUUAUUCCUUUUUAAUGUUUAGCUCUCUAACCAUUUCAAAAUCAUUAAUGUGGAGAGAGUCAGGUUUCAGAUAUUUUUCUGGAAUCAUCUUUACUUGUUUUCUGUUUCUGCUUUUAUUACAUUGCCUACAAAUUAAAUAAUGAUUUUCAGGGUAAAAUCUCUUUAGCUAUCAAAAACUGAAUUUCUGUUUAAUUUUUAUUAAUAUGUUUUUUUGAAAACCUGUACAGUUCUACAGUUUGAUUUUGUGCCACCUUAGUUCUAAUAUCUUCGGAGUUUAUUCAAACUGUUAUCAGUUGUGUGUUAAUUAUAUCAAAGUAUAAUCUGAGUGACUUUGUCAAUGAUUAGAAUUUUUAUAUUGUAGUUAGCAUCCUUAUAAACUAUGGCAAGUUUCAUUAUUCUGAUGGUUAAAAAGUGCAAUGAAGAAAAGAACUGUUUUACAUAUGAAAAAAAUGCAAAUAAAUUUAAUAUGUUUGCAUUAUUCAUUUACUCUUCUUAUUUUAGAAUAUUCAUUAUUCUCAUGUAUUAAGGGAAUAAUGAAUACAUUAAUAUCUAUGUUACUAUGUUACUUUAAUUUAUGAAAGCACAUAAUAUUUUAAAUUAGAAUCAAAUUGUUCUAAAUAUUAGAAUUACUCUAGCAUAUAAAAAGUUGAGAGUUUUAAGAGAACUGUCCCUUCUCCUAACUGGAACCUAUGAAGGAUUUGAAAAUAGAAUAAAACAUAAUUCAUAAACUAUUUAAAAUUUUUGUUGUUUUAUUAUGAAAACUAAGGGAUAAUUUUAAAAUAAAUGUAGAAAAGAAUUUUUACCAUUUUAAUUUGAGGAGAAAAAGCAAUAGCAGAUUUUAUUUUAAAUCAAUAUUUUGUGCCACUCAAAACAAUGAAAUACUUCACAAAUUUAAAACCUUUAUUAUUUUGAACUGAAGAGCCAUAUUCUAUGAAGUAAAUGUUUCACAAAUAAUUUUUAUUUCAUCUAAUUUCAUAUAUUACCAUAAUUAUAUUUUGUUAUUAUAGUUUAAAAGAAAUCUAAAGCAGUUAUAAUUAGUAUGGCUUUGAAUGCUGUGUUUAACUGAAGUCUUAUGCUUGCAGCAUAUGAAAGAGGUUAUUAUUUUUAAGGACAGAUUGUUUAUUGAACUGUGCAAAGUAUUAGUUCUUUUGUAGCUAUAUUCACAGCCUCUAGGCUUUUAUAAAUCAGGGCUACCAGUCAUCUGUAAAGAUAUGCAUUUGUAUGUAAUAAGUGUGCUAAAGCAUAUGACAUGAUCACAAAGCUGUAAAAUAUUUUACCAUUCAUUAAAUACUGUUUUUCUUUUA